Molecule: messenger RNA, 1751 nt
Organism: Mauremys reevesii (Reeves's turtle)
Lineage: Eukaryota; Metazoa; Chordata; Testudines; Geoemydidae
Exons: 4
Coding region: 136-1101 (321 amino acids)
Cellular component (GO): nucleus
Molecular function (GO): sequence-specific double-stranded DNA binding
Source: RefSeq, a predicted model, not a curated record
ACUUUCCUAUAUAAAAAGGAUCAAAAUGAUGAUGAUAGAAGGAGAGAAUUCAGGAUAAUAGUCCUCCCUUUGCCUACAGUCAUGUGUUCUUGACUGUUGAAAAGCUGUUGAUUUUAUUUGUCCCCUUGAUGAAAAAUGUAUUUGAACUUCAGAAACAAGAAGGGCUGGGAAAACCUUCAUUUAAAAAGUGGCCUUGAGAAUUGGGAUAUGGCUCAGGAACUUGAACUGGCUACUACCACUGAUCAAGUUGCUGAAGGUAUGGAAAAAAAUCUCAGCAAAUACUUUCUACAUGAGCCAUACAAGCAUCGUUGGAGCAACUCUGUCACAGGAGAAGCAGUCCAGCCCCCUCUACCUAAGGAGCAAGAUGAAUCUGAUGUGCAGCCACACUUGUGGAUGUGGGUGAACCCCAACCUGGUUUGCCCCAUAACAGGGUACCUCAAUAAGGGAGUCCCAGGAAAACCAGUGCAUUUGGUAGCUCCUGCACCCAAGGCAGCUGUUACAAAACUCACUUCAGUAAAACCAAGGCCCCCAGUAGCUGCUGCCCUACAGACUUCCUCUGGACAAUGUGUUUCAGUGCCUCUAGUAACUGCUGCACCCAAGGUCGCCACUAGAAAAUAUAGUUCAGUAAAGGCAGUGGCUCUCAUCACUACUCUGCAGACUUCUCCUGUAGCCUCUGUUUCCAUACCCCCAUUGGCUGCUUCUGAUGCUGUGAGCCUGCAGGCUUCCACAUUCAAGAAUGUUCCCAGAAAACCAGUGUUCCCUAUAUUAUUGGCAGCUGUUGCACCAAAGGUUUCUACUCCCGUAAAACCUGUACCCCCAGUAGCUGCUGCAUCCAAGGCUUCUAAUAGAAAACAUGCUUCAGGAAAGACAGUGCCCCCAGUAGCUGACACUAUGCAGGUUUGCGCACACACACCAGGAAAAAACAUGUCCCUGGAAGCUGCAGCACUUGUGGACUCCUAUCAAAAGCCCGUCUUAAUUGCCUACAAGCAACUCUGUCCCAAGGAAGAGGUACUACUGUGCUCCAGCGAAGCAAAGGAUAAAGGAAAGAGAAGCCCCUUGCAGAGGAUGAAGUCUUUGGGUUAUACAAAAAUGAUCUAUUGAUGCCCAUGGGAGAGCAUUUAAACAGAGAAAAUGAUGGAAAAGAGAAAAAGCCCCCAAAAACCCAAUCUACAAACAAAGUCCACUCACAUGCACAAAAAGGAGCAGUGAAAGGCCUCUUGGCUCCUCCAGGAUCCCAUUAUAAGAGCAGGAGAUGUAAGAUUACAAUUUAGCUUCCUAUAUGGUAGCCCAUCACUACAUCUGAGCAUCAUACAGACAAAAGGCACCAACAUAAACCGGGACAUGUAAAUUAAUAACAAGCCUUGAAGGCACUGGAGGAAACAGGCAGCUCCAAACCCACCAGAAGUAAACUCAGAAGAUCCACUCCAUCCUGGAUCCUGAACCAACAGGAGCUUUAGCUUCUAGCACAACCACCUACCCCCCUUAUCACACUCAAUGUGAGACCGUGGCAAGAAUCCUUGUAGAAUGGGAAAUGCAAGAAGUGGGUGAGGCAUCCAUCACCACCAAUCUCCUUGUGAGUGUUUUACCCCCCUGACUGUACAUGACAGUCUAUGUUCUUGGAAACUAAAUGGACUCUGAGUUCUGAGACCAAGUGCACACCAGAAUCCAAGUCAGUUCACUGCAGCUACACUGGCAUCUGGCAGGGAGAGGACUCCCUUAAUCUGCUAGGAAUAAAGUAGAGGAGAUCUUGA